AUGUGUGGACUCGGCUUCUUGAACUGCUUUGAGGGAGAAAAGACACCACAGCCAGAAUCCGAACAUAAUGGCAGAUCUCACUUUGUUCUCCGAAGAGCUACAAAGACAUUUGCUGCCGAUGGAGUCGGCGAACAUUUCCCGCAGGUGUUGGACAGGAUGACCCAAGCGGCUGUCAAGAUUCUGGAAGAUGCUAUCCAAAACGGUAACAAGGAUGUUAUACGGCUGAUCGCCAACACUUGGGUUGAGGCAUUGAACAAUCUAGUUCUGCGUCCUGGAUAUGGCGAAAACAUGUUGAAAACGGUCGUUCAAAGACGUGCAAACGAACUCAAAGGGUACCUGUCAGACGACACCCUAAGCACUGAAGAGAAAUGGGAAAAGGCAAAGGCACUCGCUCUUGUUGGGAUUGAACUGCUUGUCGUAGCUGUUGGGCGCGGUGACAAGUUCAAACGCCUGUCAUUUGUGAACUCCAAGCUCUGGGUCCAGGCUGUCAUUGACGUGGACAGUCUUGGGAAAGACGGUACAUCAGCGACACAGCAGUUGAUCGGCGUUUUCGCAAAACGAUUCCUAUCCGCCGUGGACACGAAAGAUGUAGCAGAAGCCGAAGUUUGUGGCCAAGGUGGUAUUGAGCUUUUGAGAGCUGCCGCGUUGAGUCGCAACAAGUCAGUGUUGAACAAGUUCAGCAGCGAGUGGAUUCGAUGUUGGGGCUUAGCUCUGAGAGACAUGAAGUAUGUGUCGAAACAGAUGGUCCAGCAGAGAGUUGGCGAGUAUUGUGAAUGCUUCAUGUCAAACAAGAAUGAUGGAGCUUCCGGUCUUGCUUUUGCGGCAUUCGAACUCCUCCGUACGGCUAUCGAGCAACAAGAGAGUCGGGCGGCAUCUGUCCUCUGCACAUCAAUUCAGCAGGGGCUUCAAUGGACCCGGACCAACAUCACCACCCAUUCUUAUGAGGACCACGACAUGCAGAGCAUCUUCGAUGUUUUUGUCAAUUUGUUCGCGAUCGCCGACCGAGGACCGACUGUUAAACUGGAAGCUUUGGUCUUGGAGGUGCUUGAUCUUGCAGCUGUCGCUUUCAAGGAUCCUUAUCAAGUGAUCAAGAGUGCUGUCACGAAGCGAGUUGGCCACGUGGAAGAGAUUGAAGAUAUACGCAAGAGGAAAGGCCAAUUGGCGCAAUUGAACAAGGCAUUGAGAUACUGUUUGCAAGUUGCGUCAGACACGGCAGAGAGGGGACAAAAACAUGCAGUUGGGUUGUCAAGUAUAAUAAAAGAAGCAGGGCUGGAGGAGUAUGCUUAA
Messenger RNA from Fusarium graminearum PH-1, 1287 nucleotides. RefSeq lists its product as uncharacterized. The coding region runs from base 1 to 1287 and encodes 428 amino acids. The transcript has a single exon. The record is from RefSeq and is a predicted model, not a curated record. NCBI's taxonomy places the organism in Eukaryota, Fungi, Ascomycota, Sordariomycetes, Hypocreales, Nectriaceae.